This is a messenger RNA of Actinia tenebrosa (Australian red waratah sea anemone), 3498 nucleotides long. RefSeq names its product twinkle mtDNA helicase. Lineage: Eukaryota; Metazoa; Cnidaria; Anthozoa; Actiniaria; Actiniidae. Gene Ontology annotation, cellular component: mitochondrion. Gene Ontology annotation, molecular function: 5'-3' DNA helicase activity; ATP binding; single-stranded DNA binding. The record is from RefSeq and is a predicted model, not a curated record. Gene Ontology annotation, biological process: mitochondrial DNA replication.
AAUACUCAAAACAAGUCAUAAACAGGUGAUAUUUUGGACCAGUUUUCCUGCGAUUCAUGGCCAAAAUAGCAUAAGAUGAGGCGUAAAAACGCUUUAUGAGUGAUUAACAUUCUAAGGGAGUCRCUAUUUACCAGAAAUGGCUCAAAGAUUUUUGCGCAAGCAACGUUUUCUAAACCCGCGAGUUUGGAGUCUGUUCCACGUGGAGUCGAAUAAUUUACAUUUUAGACACUAUUUUACUAAACAGAGAGGUAUUUUGUUCUCUGGUUGUGUGAAAAAUGGACACCCGGCAUCAAAGACAAUGCCUACGAUGUGCAGAAAUUGUACAACUAAUAUUAUGGGUUUUCAGACGGAGUUUUUCCCCAGACGAUUAUUCUACUCCAGCACAAACGACCAGAGGAAGAUUUUAUCAAGCAGCGCAGCUCUAAAUCUUCCUUCUGUAAAACAAAUUGAACAGUUUUUGUCGUCAAAGGGAAUUCGUUUUGAGCAUGGACAUACGUCGAUAGUCGUGGCGUGCUUGUCUUGUUCGAAGAAGAGCGAGUCUGCGGGGAAGAAAGCUGAUUUAUGCAUGUAUAUUAAUAAGACUACUGGAAGUCAUUUUUGUAAAAAUUGUGGGAGGUCUGGAUCGUGGAGACAAUUUAAGGCGAUGAUGUCUGAACCAGCCACUAGUGAUGGGAAUGCUGUGCCAUCAACACAGCAUGUGUCCUCAUAUACUGCACCCCUUGUCAACAGUGCUGACACCAAUGCUAAAGCAUUACAGCUGUGGAGAGACCGCAAACCACUUGUUGGAGCGGAUGACCAAGUGAAAAGGAACAUUUUAGAAAAGUUUUCUAUUAAGAAUAUUUCUGAAGAAUUGCUUGAGAAAUACCAAGUGCAUAUUGCCCAACACAAGUUUUCUGAGCCUGAUGGGACAUCAAAGGAACACAGUUGUAUUGUAUUUCCUUGGUAUGACUCUAACAAGUCUGUUGUUCAUGGAGUAAAAGUUGUCAGGCUGGACCAGGAGGAGGAUAGCACAGGGGUGGCAAUGCAACCAAGGUUGGGUGUUCUAGGGUUAUUUGGUUGGAAUACAGUCCCUUUAGAUGCCAAAGAGGUGGUGUUGACCCUGAAUGAAUUUGAUGCCAUAGCUGUAAAUCAAGCCACAUCAUACCCUGCUAUUUCACUGCCUCUAGGAACUCACUCACUCCCUCCAGAGGUUCUUCCUCAGUUGGAACAGUUUCAGCGUAUUAUCCUUUGGUUUGGUGAUGAUGUGCGGUCCAGGCAAGCAGCCAACCAUUUCUCCAAGAAGCUAAGCAUUCAGCGCUGCCACAUCGUAAGGCCAACAUGUGAAAGCCCACCGACAGGAGCUCUGGAUGCUUUGAAUAAGGGUCUUGAUUUGAAGGAGCUCUUAAUGAAUUCAAAGCCAAUAAACCAUGAGAAGAUUGCCACCUUUCAAGAGCUGAGGAAUGAAGUUUACAGUGAGUUUGUGAAUGCGGAUCAAGUAGCUGGAGUCAAGUGGAGUCGCUUCCCGAAGUUAAAUGCUCUUCUGAAAGGACAUCGUCGAGGUGAACUGACAAUAUUCACAGGACCAACUGGUGCCGGCAAGACAACACUGCUCAGUGAGAUGUCUGUAGAUUUAUGCCAACAAGGAGUGAAUACUCUCUGGGGAAGCUUUGAGAUACGAAAUGUACGUUUAGCCAAAAUAAUGAUGAACCAGUAUUCAGGACUGGAUCUCCAGAAGAACGUCCAGCAGUUCAAUUACUGGGCUGAUAAGUUUGAGAUGUUACCGAUGUACUUCAUGUGUUUUUAUGGGUCACAGAACAUCAGCACUGUUAUUGAGACAAUGGCACAUGCCGUGUAUGUGUUUGAUAUCGACCACAUCAUCAUCGACAAUCUUCAGUUCAUGACUUCAAAUUUAAGGGCCGAAGAUCGUUUUUCUGUUCAAAAUCAUGCAAUAUCUUCAUUGAGGAGUUUUGCCAGUUCAAAGAAUGUCCAUGUCACGCUUGUCAUUCACCCAAGAAAGGAAAAUGAUGACGUAGAGCUUCAAACUGCUUCCAUAUUUGGUACGGCAAAAGCGAGCCAAGAGGCCGAUAACGUGCUCAUCUUACAAGACAAAAAAGGAAAAGGAGAGAAAUAUCUACAGGUGACGAAGAAUCGCUUCGAUGGCACCGUUGGUAGAAUUCCACUUGAAUUCGUAAAAUCUUCUCUUUCAAUGUGCGGCUUCGGUAAAAAGGACACAAGUUUCAAGAAAGCGAACAAUACGAUUAAAAAAGGCGAAUCUCAACCGAAAUCCUCGAAUAUUAUAUCUGAUAUCGAUAUGAUAAACAUUUCUAACACUCCAGCCAUCGAGAAAGCUGCUUUUAAGACACAGAGAGUGAAGAUAUACUCCCCCGGAACAAUGAACUUGGAGAGUAGAAUUCCAGGGGGAAGCAGUAGCGACACUAAUGUCAUCGCAGAGGGGGGACGGACGUUAGAUGAUAAUUUUACUAAUCCCUCCCCCGGACUUAUGGAUUCAGAUUUAGUGCGUCCGGGGGGGUUCGGAGAUGGAGUGCGGGCAUUUCAAGGGAGUCUGAAAGACUCUAUUAAGUCCAAAUCAUUCRAGGAACUGGGAAAAGUCUUUCCCCAACCACGUGUCAAUAAUCCCGUGUCCUCCCCUGGUAAAGUUGGAACUGUGGGACAAAAAAGUACUGACCGAGGGUCCCCAUUGUCAAGAAUGAAAAUUACAGGAAGAUUGGCCGCAACGAAACUUGGUUCGUUGAGUUCGAAGAUUAAAAACAAGAAUGGAACUGAGGACAGAAAAGUUGCUUCUUUGGGACACAUGAAAGCUUCUUCUAAGUUUUUAAACAAGAAGUGAAAAAUCUCCACGAAAAGUCCUCUUUACCUUGGGCGAAAUGUUUUCCCCAUUUCAGACCACGUGUCAUUCCCUAGAGUAUCAUUUCUUUGUUGAACGGUUGCGCAUGAGAAGACACAUGAAUGUGGAUGCGACUCAAACAAAGAAUCUUAUUCUCAAGAGAAUGACACGUGGUCUGAAAUGAGAAAACAUAACGCCCAAGGUAAAGAAGUGUAGCCUUCGUUCUCAUUCAAUGUACACCGCUUGUGUUUAUGGCCAGACUCAUUAUGUAUACAGUCAGCCUCAUUUAUAAGUCAGCCUAUUCAUAAAUAUCAUUUACAACAUGUGGGAUACGACGUUUGCAUGAUCAUUUUACUACCGCUGACCAAAAUGUUUCGCGAAUUUUCUUUCUUGUUCAAAUAUGUAUUCCCUCAUGAGAAUAGAAAGAAGAUUUGUGCAAAAGAAAGUGUACAAGGGAUUCUGAAAGUGUAGUUACAUGACGCCAUAAUGCAAAUGUCCUAUUGUUGCGCAUUCUUUAUAUUAUAGUUGACUUUUGUAAAUGAUUUGCUCUUAAACGAGGGUAAAACUUUGCAAAUGAGCCUGUAGUCAAUGAUCACAGCGGUGUUUACCGAGUGAGUGUAAUAUAAAUUUAUACUAAUGGAAUGAGAUAUCAAAAUUAAAAUUUUAGAUCUUUA